ACUUUGCACUUUAGACAGUUAGCAUGUUAGCAACGAACUAAACUCUUCAGGUAACAUGUCCGUAAAAUAGCGAGUACACAGUGAAAGGUACGGAGUGUGUCUGGAGUUGUCGUUGGUGAACUCUUCGCUGUCUGAGGAUGUUUUCGUCUGCCUGGAAUUUUGUAAAACGCCACAAAAGGAAAUUUAUUUUCGCCGGAGCUGUCGUUGGAGGAGUGUACGUCCUCGGUAAAUAUGCCCAGAAGAAGCUCAGGGAGAUCCAGGAGAGGGAGGCGACGGAGUACAUCGCUCAGGCAAGAAGGCAGUUCCACUUCGAGAGCAACCAGAGGACCUGCAACAUGACCGUGCUAUCCAUGCUCCCUCCGCUGAAAGAAGCAGUCGUCAGUCAGCUCAACUCAGAAAGUCUCACUGCGCUGCUGAAGACCAAACCAGAUAAUAAGCUGGAGAUCUGGGAAGAUUUAAAGAUCAUCAGUUUCACCCGCACCAUCGUGGCCGUCUACAGCACCUGCAUGCUGGUGGUUCUACUGAGAGUCCAGCUGAACAUCAUCGGAGGAUACCUGUACCUGGAUAACUCUGUAGGAAAGAGCACAACGACUGUUCUGGCUCCCCCAGACGUCCAGCAGCAGUACCUGUCCAGUAUCCAACACCUACUGGGAGAUGGUCUGACAGAGCUGAUGACAGUAGUGAAGAAGGCAGUUCAGAACUCACUGGGAAGUGUGUCUCUGAAGCAGAGUUUGUCUCUGCUGGAGUUGGAGCAGCAGCUGAGCUGGAUCAGAGCGGAGGUGGAGGCCGACUCCGAGCGCUCGCUGUCCUGGUACAUGCUGGCAGACGACGAGAACGCUCUCGCCGACCAGGCGUGUGGGUUGACGGAGAAUGAUGUUGUGACCAUCAAACUGUUAAAUGAGACCAGAGACAUGCUGGACAGUCCAGACUUCACCACUGUUCUCAACGCCUGUCUGAACCGGGGUUUCUCUCGACUCCUUGACAACCUGGCCGAGUUCUUUCGCCCACCUGUCAAUGACUUGGAACCCUGUUGUGCACCUGAUAGUCUGUCUGCAGUCAGUCUGCCGCUGGCCAAGAUCAUCCCCAUCAUCAACGGUCAGAUCAACACCGUCUGCAGUGAGACCCCCAGCCACUUUGUUCAGGACCUGCUGAUGAACGACCAGGUGAAAGAAUUUGCAGCGAACGUCUACGAGACCUUCAGCACGCCGCAGGAGCUGCAGAAAUAAUCAUCAGGACGGGAGGAGGACUGAAGAGAAAGAAGAGAGGGACGAAACCAGAAAUAAUUAUAGCCCCGGACUGUUAGUCCCUCCUUCCUUUCUCUGGGACUCUUCUCUCUGCAGCAUCUUGCAGACUUUUUGCUCUCGAUGGUGAAGAUCCGUGGCGAUGAUGCCAAGAGCAGAACAACAGGACCGUCUGCAUCCCUUCUGUUAACAGCACCGCGUUGAAUUAUCGACAUGGGUGAGAAAGAAGAGGUGCACUAGUCGAAGCAGAGCCUGCGGUUACUAGUAGGACCGUUGCAUCUUGGGAACUGAAAUCCUAUUUAACCUGGUAAUGGUGUUUGAAUUACCCUGAGAGGUGGAAAAGAUGGCGGAAAAUACUGAAACCAUCAAGUGAAGGAUCAUUCGCUGCUGCUCGGAGCUGAUUUUUCACCGAUACUGAAACAUUGCCGUUUUUUUUUUAAAAUUAAUAUUACAGAUUUAAGGAUGAUUUUCCUCUUUUCUGUCGGCAGUAUUGAGAAUUUUCUGUCUGUUCAUGUCCCCGGCUGUUUGCUCUGCACCUCGGUUGUGUGUUUCACGAUCAGAAUUAUUUUUUUUUCUAACUUAAACAAGGUGGUGGAGGGAUGUGUGUAAGAUUACAGUAAUGUGGGUGGUUCUGUGAACGCUGGUGAUUUGUUUUUUUGUUGUUUAUAAAUUUCACUACUUCCAUGGUGGAAACAUCUGCAGCAGCUCGUGGUGAUCCAACAGCUUCUGUGUGAGACUGAGAAGCUGCAGAGGCUGAUCAGAAUGUCAUAUCAGCACAACCGGUGUGAUUAAGUCCUAAUUUAGUAUGUCGUCAAUUUGAAAAGGCCAGCUUUCAGUGGUCAAAAUAGUAUUUUUAAUUAAAAAAAAAACAUCCUUCUAAACACGGUGAUAUCAAUGUUCUUGUUUUCUCUUUAACCACAGAGCAGUUCUUUUCUUUUGGUGCACAGUGAAAAAGUAUCUAAAGGACAUGCACACUUGCAAAGAUGUCAAAAAUCCAGAAUUUUCUUUACUUUUCAGUCGAUAAAUCUGCAUUUGAAAUCCUGUCUUUCCACUGCUGUUCCUCUGUUGCCCAGAAGGUGUCACUCUUGUUCAACCGCUGUGGCAAUCCUUCUUCAAUCCACAUCAAGGUCUGGUUUUAGAGUUACAUCUUCUUUGUCAUGCAGCCCUUGACAGUAUUGCUAUUACACCCUGGUUACCUUUUUUCUCACAAUAUCAUUGUUUAGAACGGUUUUUACCUCAUUUCUUUCAUUUCAGUGCUUGUUUGUCACUGAACCUGCAUGUAGGGGAUUUUGUUCAAAAGUCUGAGAUGAUUUUAGACUGUGUUGAAAUGACGAGACUGUUAUCCAAAGCCAAGGAAUCUGGGACGGCUGUACUUAAGCUUCCCAUCAGCUCGCACAAGCUGCACAAACCAGGUGUGUUCAGAUCUGGUUUACACCUGAUUCAUGUAUGUACAGAGGAGGAGGGUCCCCAGGAGCCACAAAUUUAGCUGAAAGUUGUGAGUCAUUGUGGUGUAAUAAGGUGUUUUUUUAAUUUUAUCUAAACUCCUGGUUUCAGCCAUACACCCUGUUGGUUUAGUGAUAGGUUUCGGUUUUGAAUUUCAUCCCUCACUGUCAUUUUUUUCCAGCGUGAGUCACACUAAACACAAACUUUUCACCUUUGAUUGCAGGGGCUUUAUAUCGUUCACGUGUCUGUAAUCACAGUAAAAACAGUCUUCAGAGCAUUAUUUUAUUACUUUGCUGCAUGAAAGAGAAAGGAAAAACAAAACUCCCAGCCUUAAAAGAUUUUGAUUAAUCAGAGAACAACUGUAAAUGAUUCAUGGAAGUUGUGGAUCACUGUCGGUAUCAUGAAAACGCUCUGUUGGCCGCUAGAAUUGACUAGAAAAAUCAGCUUGUGGGGAGAACUAAUGAAUCCACCUCCAUUUUUGGGGGGUCCAGAUGUGCACAUUAGCCCAUCAGACUUCAGUUAGUUUCCUUCUCGGGCGAUGAGAAAUCAUCAGGUGACUGCUCGGCUAUCCCAGUUCCUGAUUCCUGACUUGCAUAACGAACACGGUCGGGUGAGAAUGUAAAGCUCUGUGUGUAAUCAAAGACUUUUAUGCCUUUUGAAGCGUAAUGUCCCGAAUGACAGCUGAAAUGUAUGUUUGUAGCGAUUUAUUGAAGAGAUAAUAAAUGUAAAAUGUGAUUUCGUA
Stegastes partitus (bicolor damselfish) is the source of this 3426-nucleotide messenger RNA. RefSeq names its product peroxisomal biogenesis factor 3 (gene pex3). The record is from RefSeq and is a predicted model, not a curated record. The transcript is spliced from 12 exons. Gene Ontology annotation, molecular function: protein-macromolecule adaptor activity. Gene Ontology annotation, biological process: protein import into peroxisome membrane. Gene Ontology annotation, cellular component: peroxisomal membrane. NCBI's taxonomy places the organism in Eukaryota, Metazoa, Chordata, Actinopteri, Pomacentridae. The coding region runs from base 138 to 1226 and encodes 362 amino acids.